AUGGUUGGUGAUGAAUCCACUCAAUUUGGACCGCCAAAAUCAUCCAGUCGGUUGACUUCGACUUCCCCUCUCAACCAAAUGGUUGCCAUGCAUAACCCGAUUCAGCUGGCCGCCAUCUCAAACUACAAGCUGGCUCAACUCACAUUUGCACCUCCAGAUCUCGACACCAUGAGAAGAACAGCUCUUGUCAAAAACAUGUUGGAUGCAUUAUACGAAGAUACUCCCCCUGAGUGGCUCGAUCAAAUGACACGCUGGACGUUUUUUACACCUGAAUCACUCGGAGACAUGACGCAGGAACGCUUGGAAGAAAUCUUUGCUCAAUAUGCACAGACCAUUGAAGCUUUUCAACCUCUAAGUUUGGAUGAUGACGACGAUGACGAUCAUUUCGAUGAAACGGAUACGUGGGUGGAUGAAGAGGAAUUCUUUAACAAUGACGAUGAUGAUGAUGAAAUCGAAGCGAUCAGUGCAAGUUAUCCUACACCUCCAGAACAAUCCAUCUUUUCGCAACCAGAUGCCAAUCUCUCUUCUGAACUCGUUGCAUCCCCAUCUUCACGAUCUCCACCUCCACUUCCUCCUUCUACUUCAUCAUCAUCACAACCAAUAACACCAUCUUCAUCUCCAUCACAACAACAACAACCACCUAUAUCUCUACCACCUUCACCACCUGUAUCCUUGGUAGAGAAACCGUUACCCAAGAGUCCGAUGGAGGAUACUAGACGCAAAUCACAACAACAACAACAACGCAAGAGCUUUACUCCUUCGAUACGUAACAGCAAACAUCGUCUAAGCUGGACAAGCGAUACGGGUCUAUUGCCAUCAAGUUUUGCAGUGCAUAACAUGGCGAGCGAGAUGAUGACCCUCUUUGAUAUGGAUUUUUCAUUGGAUCUCAAACCCAACACGGCACCCAAACUACCCGAGUUACCAUUUAUCAGUGAAAAGGACUUGAGACGACGAUCACAACGUUAUUCUACCGAUUCAUUGCUGGGUUUGAUUCCCAAGUUUGAAGCAUUCAGUAUUGAAGAGGAACGUGCUUUCCCACCACCACCACUACAACAACAAUCAACAGCACCAAAAAGACGUAGUCGACUUUCUCGUCAAAUGACACUACCCCCUUCUUCAUUGGAUUCUUCUUUUGAUUCCCACGGUAAUAAGCGACCCACUGUCGCCAAUCCACCAGCACGUUCUUCCUCUUUGAAAUACAGAAAUCAACGCAACAAGAAAAAGCAUUCAUCCGACGACUCUUCAAAAUCAAAUAGCAUCAAGUCAAAGAGUUCAGAGUUCUUGGCUUCAUUAGCACAAGCACUUGGCGGUAACAACAACAACAGCAAUAACGCAUCGCAUCAUCAUCAUCAUCAUCAUCAACAAACACCCACUAUUCAUGAAGAGGAUGAACCCAAGAGUAAAUCCAUGCUUCGAUUGGCAUCUUUGAUGAAAGGAGGUGGUGGUGGUGGUGGAGCAGGUAAUAGGAAACGGUCAUCAUCCAGUCCUUCUCUUCAUAUCAACGAUGACAUGUUGAAUGUACCCAACAAUGAGGAAUCACUCCCAAGGAAAUCGAUCAGCUCGACUAUUUCAUCUUCAUCCUCAUGCUGGUCAUCCACCUCGGAAAUUCUUGUAGCACGCAAGACUUCUUUUCGACGAAAACCCUUGUUUACCGCUGAUCAACAACGCAAUCACCCUUAUCACUUUUACGAUGCCAACGACGACGACAACGAUACCAAUGCCAAACGACGCAGCUUUACUGCUAUGCGACCCAUGGUUGUGGAAGCCCAAGACUUACGUCGAGCACGUUCACUUGGCCAUCAUCGAUACCCUGCAAGCGGAGCUGCUGCACGUAAAAAGAAACAUCGAUCCUCAUUGUUGAUGGAAAAAACCAUGUCCAAACGUAAAAGCAUGCAACAACAACAACAACAGAAUGGCGAUACAACAACCAUUGAUGGCAAUAACCUAAAACGAAGCAAGUCAGCCUUUGUACGCAUUGGACGUGGAUUCAAGUCUCAACGACGACGACAACAACAAAAGCAAUACCCUCGAACCAAAGAAGCCAUUGCAGUAGCUGCUGCAGCUGAAGAUGAACUACGUCGACAAUCAGCCGUUGUUUUACUUGAAGACGACGUUGAGGAGCAUACAAUGGAGGAAGAUAACACCAACAAGAAAACAUUUGUCAAGAGAAUGGCUACAUUGGGUCGUCGUAUGCGUCUACAACGAGCUUAA
Messenger RNA from Lichtheimia ornata, 2211 nucleotides. RefSeq lists its product as uncharacterized. The record is from RefSeq and is a predicted model, not a curated record. The transcript has 2 exons. Lineage: Eukaryota; Fungi; Mucoromycota; Mucoromycetes; Mucorales; Lichtheimiaceae. Bases 1 to 2211 code for a protein of 736 amino acids.